CACACGACCGCACAGCAUCGACCGCCGCCGCCUGUUCCAGCUCUAUCCCGUCGGUCGCCGUCAUCCAAGCACUCUUCGCCAGCAGCCAGCCAACGGGGGAAGAACAAAGAAACGCAAUUUCUCCACGACACACGAGAGAAAAAUUCAAUUUCAACAUUGCUCUUCACAGCGGGUCGCGAUCGCUACACAAUUUGCCCAUCAAGUACAAAGAAAUCUAGCUAAAUUAUUGUAAGUUAAUGCAAUUUCGACGCGCAAUAGUAUUUCAAUUUUAAAAAUUUUGUUCGAAGAAAAAGUUGAAUCGGAAGAAGAACGUGCGUGCGUGUGUGUGUGUGUUUUGUGUGAGUGUGUGCCGACGACGACAGGAGAGCAAAAAAUAAAAACAACAAAAACAGUGCAAAACACCAAGGCAACCAGCCCAAGGCAGCAUGGAGGUUAUCAACGAGGCCACGAAAAGCGAAGCGGCCACGGCGGAAAUGGCCGAGCUGCUGUCCACGGAGGUCCCCCGGAAGGAUGAGAAACUGGUGGCCAACCUGCGCCAGCAGAUCCCGGACAUUGACAACAUCUUCAACAUCCACCGGAAGAUCGGCCACGGCACGUUCAGUUCGGUGUUUCUCGGGUCGCUCAAGUGCCAGGAGCGCGUUCCGGUGGACCGCAAGAAGUUGUUCGCGAUCAAGCACGUGGUUCCCACUAGUCAUCCGAGCCGCAUCGAACGGGAGCUGCGGUGCAUGAUGCAGAUCGGCGGGGCCAGCAACGUGGUCGGGGUGGAUUUGUGCCUGCGCCGGCAGGAAUCGGUGGCGUUCGUGAUGCCGUACAUUGCGCACGACCAGUUUCACCAGUACUACGACAAGAUGAGCCCGGCCGAAACGCAGCUGUACCUGCGGAACCUGCUGGUGGCGUUGAAGCGGGUGCACGAGUUCAACGUGAUCCACCGGGACGUCAAGCCGAGCAACUUUCUGUACAACCGGAAGCAGCAAAAGUUUCUGCUCGUGGACUUUGGUCUGGCGCAGGACAUUAGCGGCCGACGGGGCGUGGCGUUGAAGGAAGUGCCGGCUGAGGACACCAAGACGUCGUCCAAGCGGCGUCUCUCGGGUGUUGGUACGGGCGCUGGGGACGAAGGAAAUCAGCAGGGUAGCGAAGUCGUGGUCCAGCAGCAGCAGAAGAAGAUUAAGCUAGAAGCAGACAACCUGGAGAACAGUACAACACCGGCCGGUACGGAACCGAGCGGAAAUGCCACGCAGCAGCAGCAGCAGCAGCCGCCGGCGGUUUUCAAAACGCCUUUGAAGCAAUCCAACCAAAUCAUUUCACCCAUGAAGCUCUCGAAUAUCACCAAGGAUCUCUACAGUUCGCCGCUGGUCCGCCAGGUCAAGUCGACUGUUUUGGGCAUUAGUACUAACAUUAAGGUUGCUCAACGCCAGCAGCAACUGCUGCAGCAACAUCAACAACAACAACAGGGAAUAGCAGGCAAUAACCAGUCGCCCGUCGUACCGAUCCCACCGAAGACGGCGGCCAGAGCGAACGCCAUCAACGCCGCACUGUGCGAGUGCUUCGGCAAGAGCCAGGUGUGCAACAUUUGCCUCGUGAAGAAGGAAAUGCAAGCAUCCCGGGCCGGUACUCCCGGCUACCGUCCCCCGGAGGUGCUGCUCAAGUACCCGGACCAAACGACCGUCGUCGAUAUCUGGGCCGCCGGAGUUAUGCUGUUGAGCAUUCUGUCGCGGUGCUACCCGUUCUUCAAGAACUCGGAUGAUUUUCACUCGCUGGCCGAGAUUAUCACCGUGUUUGGUGACCAACGCAUCAAGAAGACGGCGGUUCAACUGGGCCGCCACGUCAAGACUGGCCAGCGCAAGCAACCGCUGGAUUUGCGCAAACUUUGCAUGCGUCUACGCUUCCGCUUCCGGCGUCUCCGGGCUCGGCAGCAGGAGGAACAGACGGCGACCACGUUCGCCAACAGCUGCGACAACUGCCAGCAACGGCUGGACGAGUGUCUCUGCGAGCAUUCCGACUCGAACCGCGAUUUCGCCGAGGACGAGUUCCCGGACAGCGUGUACGAUUUGCUGUACAAGCUGCUCGAAAUCAACCCGCACAACCGCAUCUCCGCCGACGAAGCCCUGAAGCAUCCGUAUUUCCAGCAGUGCUUGUAGAAACGCGGCCACGAGCGAGAGAGAGAGUCGCGCGCACCAGAAAAUGAAGUAUUAAUCAGUACGAUCUCCAGAACAACAAAACAAACAAACAAACGAAAUGCCAACUUUCUCAACAAAACGAGAAAUUAGUUCAAGCGAAAGCAGAUGUAAAACAAAAUACAUUUUUCAACGUUAGAAAAAUGACAACAAAAAAACGUCGUAGGUUAAAUUAUUAGCAAAAAAAAUGUUUCUCCAAGAGAUCUUUGAACAAAACAAAACAAAAAAUAGACAAGCUCUUGCUUGUUGUGGCAAGAAACAAAAUCUAUCGUGAGUGUGUAAUGUGUUUAAUUUAUUCGAAUUACGUCAAAACUAUUUAUUUGAACAAACAAACAAACAAAAAACCCUUUUUAAUGUAUAUCCUGAAUGUGUACUCUGUGAAAAAAGUAAAAAGAAAAAAAACAAUUGCGUUACGUGUUGAGAGAUGAAGCCAUUGCAAAAACAAACAAACAAAACAAGACUAGCGAAAGCGAACAACAGCGCAGCAGAGGAAAGGGCGAUGGCUAUCUGAGAGAUCUAGACUUUAAGAUGAAAACAACAAAAGAGGCAAUAAAUGUAACUGAUGAAAGA
Messenger RNA from Culex pipiens pallens (northern house mosquito), 2744 nucleotides. RefSeq names its product cell division cycle 7-related protein kinase (gene Cdc7). Gene Ontology annotation, cellular component: nucleus. NCBI's taxonomy places the organism in Eukaryota, Metazoa, Arthropoda, Insecta, Diptera, Culicidae. The transcript is spliced from 2 exons. The record is from RefSeq and is a predicted model, not a curated record. Gene Ontology annotation, molecular function: protein serine/threonine kinase activity; ATP binding. The coding region runs from base 426 to 2138 and encodes 570 amino acids. Gene Ontology annotation, biological process: mitotic DNA damage checkpoint signaling; protein phosphorylation.